This is a messenger RNA of Plenodomus lingam JN3, 2082 nucleotides long. RefSeq lists its product as uncharacterized. Gene Ontology annotation, cellular component: cyclin-dependent protein kinase holoenzyme complex; nucleus. Gene Ontology annotation, biological process: regulation of cyclin-dependent protein serine/threonine kinase activity. NCBI's taxonomy places the organism in Eukaryota, Fungi, Ascomycota, Dothideomycetes, Pleosporales, Leptosphaeriaceae. Gene Ontology annotation, molecular function: protein kinase binding; cyclin-dependent protein serine/threonine kinase regulator activity. The record is from RefSeq and is a predicted model, not a curated record.
AUGGGUCUCGACAUCCCCCACACCUUUAGCUCCAUACCGGAGUAUCAUCCAUAUGCUCAUACCCUUUCCUCUUCUGCUUCCUCUUCUGCUUCUUCCGUUCUUUCAGAUGCUACCUCGUCUUCUACCUCGUCUUCUAAUUCGUCUGUCUUAUCAGACGCAGUAUCCCAGGCGUCGAGCUUGAGCUCUACCUCCUCACUUUCCAGCUGGGAACCCGAAGAAUGGAGUUCCAGGAUACGAGCCAUCCCGGUCUCCAAUGUGGAGCCUGAGAGCUUGUCUGGUCUCUGGCCAAUCACCCGGGUUCAGACAUACCCUCCGUAUCAUCAACCUUCAGCGUGCAGGGAGACUGCUCAAGAAACCUUGCCAUCUCUCCGUGCUGAGUUUCCAGCUCCAGCGGGAUCGCGUCAGCAUCCCCGACGUUCGUCUGCAACCAUCCAGCAACAACCUCCUCAAUUGGUUCGACAAUGCGACCGAAAGGUCAAUUUCGUCGACUGCCUCGUCGACUCUGCCUCUCAAAUGGUCGAAGUGAUUUGGCAGCUCUCUGAGCCAAAGAGCCGUUGUGAGAAUGCUUCUGGACGUGGUGUGCUGCCUCUCCGCACCUUUAUUCAGGAGACGCUGCGUCGAUCUCGGACCAGCUACUCUACGUUGCAAGUCGCAUUGUACUACUUGAUACUUAUCAAGCCUCACUUACCAAAGCAUGAUUUUACCAUGUCUCAACCCGAAGAUGCUUCUCUUCGUGCAUUGCAAUGUGGUCGUCGCAUGUUCCUUGCGGCGUUGAUCCUCGCAUCCAAGUAUUUGCAAGAUCGCAACUACUCGGCUCGCGCGUGGAGCAAAAUUUCGGGCCUCAAGGUCUGUGAAAUCAACACCAACGAGAUGGCCUUUCUUGAAGCCGUCAACUGGAAGCUGCAUAUUGUCGACUCCAUUUGGGAGAAGUGGCAAGAGGUUGUCCUUCGACAUACUCCCACCAACCCACCAGCGUCGCCUGGAGCAAGCAUUCCCAACACUUGGAAAAAUGUCAUCCCUAUCUUGACUCCAGAGUUGGAUGUGAUCGAGCUGGCUCCCAAGACGCCCAUCCGUCCUCAACUGCUAAGGCCACAGCCAUGUGCCUCUCCCCUCCGUUAUCCAUCUUCGGAUGAUUUCGGAUCGCAGCAGAGUACGCCAACUCCCUCCCGCUACCAAGUGCCUCGCUUCUUGGAACCGAAGCCUGACCUGCUUCCGUCCACCCCAGCUUUACCAUCAUUGGCUCGUCUGGGCCCACUGCCUACACCACACUUGACUCCUCAAUCCUUGACCAGCAACACUCCUGCCGCGAGUGUCAUGGCCUAUGGAUCGAUGCGCCCAGCGAUGUCAAUGUGUUCAGCCAUGCAACAAGCCCAGUGCUCGUCCUUGGCUCGGACGUGUGUGGACCAGAUGAAACCAAGCGUUAGGAAUGGAUUGGAGGCUUAUCACUGGCCCACACGGCGACCUUCGUUGGCACCCUCGAGCGCUUCAUUCUCAUCAUCUCCGGAAUCUAUGAUCUCGGACAACUCGCGAUCUUCCCGUGCUUCUUCAAUCUCGUCAGUCUCCUCUGCUGGCUGGGCGCCAAACCACAGUCAGGCCAAGUUGGCCCGGCUGGCGACCUGCCGUAGGGCGAGACUGUCCUAUACAACCUUGUCGAAGUGCAGGGAGCAAGCUGAGUAUGCUCCAAGCGAGGCCUUGUCCUCGCCUGAUCUUGACAGUUUUCACAUUGAUGAGUCGGAUAGUUCGCCUUCAAAAGCCGACUGCAGAACCGUCAAGUCUGCAGGUCGCAAGCGUGGCAGAUCCUCGGUUGAUCUCCAACAGAAUGUUCGUCAUUUGCUACACACUACUCGGUCUGCAUUCAAUCUGCGCGGAGCGCAAACCGUGCUGCCUGAUCGUUCAGCCUCGCAGUCGCUCCUCUUUGCAGGCAGUGAACUCAAAGGAUGGCAAUCCCCGAAAAACACUGUACCCGACUACUCACGUCGCCCUGUGCAAAAGGACUUUGGCAAAAAAAGGUCAUGCUGCAGUACUGAGGCUAUCCAAGCAUUCCGACCCCGAGGCCCUGGCAUGUGGGAAGGUAUCUUAUGA